AUGACGCCCAUGACGUCAUCGCCGGUAUUCACCGACCAGGGAGGCAGGAAAUACAUGGAAGAUGUGACCGAGGUCGUUGUGGAGCCCGAGCCGGGAGAAGAUGAGCCGACGUCGGGUGAGCGAGAGGAGAGUUUUGGGGAUGAUUGUACGUUCAGAUCCCGGGUGAAGACAUUACAACCACACCAUACCGACGUAACCGUGGAAACCCCACAGGUUAAAAUGGAUUCUUUUGAGUCAGGGCGAACAGAAGGGCGUCAUUUUUUUGUGGAGACAGCGCCGGGAAAUCGGUACUCGCCCAACCUUCAACCGAGUCCCACAAGCCGUGCCCGGCGUUCCGUUGCGUUCUUAGCCGUGUUCGAUGGCCACGGGGGUCGCGAGGCUGCGCAGUUUGCACGAGACUAUUUAUGGGAAUUUAUGAAGAAACAGCGGGGAUUCUGGUCUGACUGUGACCGGGAAGUCUGCUCGGCUAUACGUAAGGGAUUUGUAGCCUGCCACCAUGCAAUGUGGAAAAAGCUACCUGAAUGGCCCAAAACCCUUACAGGCCUUCCUAGUACAUCAGGCACCACUGCCAGUGUUGUGGUCCUCCGAGGAAACCGUAUGUAUGUGGCCCACGUUGGAGACUCUGCUGUGGUUUUAGGGGUCCAAGAUGACCCCACAGUCCCAUUCAUCAGAGCUGUAGAAGUCACACAGGACCACAAGCCUGAAUUACCCAGGGAGCGGGAGCGCAUUGAAGGUCUCGGGGGGAGUGUGAUCAAGAAGUCCGGAGUGAACCGGGUGGUCUGGAAGAGGCCAAGGCUCAGUCACAAUGGUCCGGUCCGUCGCAGCACUGUCAUCGACCAAAUACCUUUCUUGGCAGUGGCCCGAGCUUUAGGUGAUCUGUGGAGUUAUGACUUCUAUAGUGGGGAGUUUGUGGUUUCUCCUGAGCCAGACACUAGUGUGGUGAUCCUUGACCCCAGAAAACAUCGCUACAUCGUCCUGGGCAGUGAAUGGUUAUGGAAUAUGGUGCCACCACAAGAGGCCAUCUCCAUGUGUCAGAACAAUGACGAGGAAAUGGCACCAUGUGGAGUAUCGAGUGCCAGGCAGGCUGGUCAGCCACGCUCUGCUGCGGGUGGCGCCAGCGGAUGUUGCGUGCUGGACAAACACCAGCGCCAUUGUGAUCGCCCUGCAGGAGCCGGGCUCCUCACAAGAAACACUGCACCAGGAAGAGGUCUCUCUGGACCUGGCCAAGGUGUCCCCAGUGUCCUCCCACCUCAAUAUUCCCGCGCAGACACGCCACUACUUCAGCGGCCUCCAGAUGAAGACUCCAACUCUGCCAUCUGUGAGUUCCCCCCUGCCCUGGAGCGACGGGAUGGACUUUCUGGAAGCAACAGUCUGUACCACAUGAGUCUAUAUGACCCCUUUGCUCUGACUGCGCUGUGUUCAGACAGCAGCAGCGAUUUGCCCGGUCACUCCUGUCCUUCUGAUAGGACAGCAAGCAGCAGAACAACCAGCAACAAAAGAACUAUGAAUGGAUCCCCACAAUCAGGCCUCCUGGCAAAGAAGGCCCGACGCAGGCCUUCGGACAGGCCACCGCUGGCCCAACACAAUGCUGAGAAAAAACAGAAGGAGUCUAAUAAUGUCUCUCCCAUUCUCCAGCAGCAUAACAAAACCACUGUAUGCGUGUACUGAAACACACUCCAGCUGUCAGCUCAGUCACAAAGACAUUUCUGUCCCUGACAUCUGCAGCUCGACUGCACAUCGUCAACCACUAUGCAGCCUUGCUCUAAAGGUUGUCGCCUCAGCAUUACUAUAGCUGUCAACUUGAAAAGUUUUUGGUUUUUUGGAUUAGUUCUAUUUUUGUGUGUCUUUGUCUUCAGAUUCUCCUGAAAUGCCAAUAAAUGAGCAGUGUGUAGGAUGAAGGUAGAUUCAGCAGCAUCAGUGCCACCCUGGCCUCACCCUCCUGGUGGGCCACUGAAAAGGUCUAGAUCCAGGACGGUCUUCAUGGAAGCGGAUCCGUGCUGCGUAGAUGAAAACACUGAUGAAACUUUUGUGUGCUGACGGAUCUCCCUGCAUCCUACACACUGAAACUUUAAAUAUGUCUUACUUCACCUCUGUCUCUGGUAAGCUCCUAAGAAUGAAGUAUGAUUAAUGUUUCUGUGUAAAUAUUAUGCAUUUUAUAGCUGAGUAUUUAACUGUUUAUGUAAAAGGAAAUAUAUUUUUCUAUACAUUCUUUUAGGUAUUGAUGAUAGGUCAUCGUAAUCCCUUUUAGAGGAGCCCCUAACACAGUCUUUCAUCUUUAACUUCAUGUGUGCAGAUGCUGUGCUCUAAAAUAAUUGUGUAUUUUAUUUAAUCACUGGAGAAUUGUCUUGAAUAUAAACUGAUGGUGCUGCUACAGUCACAAAUUGGUAAGCUAGUACAUUGGUGUAUAUUAAUAUAAAAUGAUGUAAUGGGUGUCAAUAUUUUAAGUACACAUUAGUCCUUUUGUAAGGUGUUUAAAUUUUAAUUGCACAGUGCAUCUUGGUAAAAAUCCUUCACUUAUUCUGUUGUUGUUAAUGAAACUCUCCAGCUGUUGGUGUCUUCACUCCCUGAGUCUGCUUUUCCCAUUCAUGUUGUAAUCUUCCUGCAAGAAUGCCUUUCAGUAGCCAUCUCUGUCUUUUCCAGAUGUUGGUAUGUCUCUUUGAACGGUAGAUUGCUUCCUCGGAGUUUCUGUCUGACCAAAGACUUCCUUUUGGUUCAGACGGGACUUCGUUA
Melanotaenia boesemani (Boeseman's rainbowfish) is the source of this 2730-nucleotide messenger RNA. RefSeq names its product protein phosphatase, Mg2+/Mn2+ dependent, 1Da (gene ppm1da). The record is from RefSeq and is a predicted model, not a curated record. Gene Ontology annotation, biological process: protein dephosphorylation. Gene Ontology annotation, cellular component: cytosol; nucleus. Gene Ontology annotation, molecular function: mitogen-activated protein kinase binding; protein serine/threonine phosphatase activity; cation binding. Lineage: Eukaryota; Metazoa; Chordata; Actinopteri; Atheriniformes; Melanotaeniidae.